Molecule: messenger RNA, 2801 nt
Organism: Polistes canadensis
Lineage: Eukaryota; Metazoa; Arthropoda; Insecta; Hymenoptera; Vespidae
Gene: asun
Product: protein asunder homolog
Exons: 9
Coding region: 157-2196 (679 amino acids)
Biological process (GO): regulation of mitotic cell cycle; centrosome localization
Cellular component (GO): integrator complex
Source: RefSeq, a predicted model, not a curated record
GCAAAAUAAUAUAUAUAUAAAUACACAUACAUAUGUAAUAGAUAAUUUAUGAACAGUAGCACACACAAUAAUAAAAUCUAACCUAUAUAGGUUAACAUAACAAUAAGAGAAACAAAUUUGUAAUGUUAAGUGUAUAUUGAAAAAUACUAUGGUAGAAUGUAUCCGGCAAAUCAUAAAACUAUUUUCGUAUUAGACCAUACACCUUACUUUGGAAUAUCUUCUGAGUGCCCAUUAGAAUUUGACUUUUUAAAGAGUCGUGGACAAAAUUUAAUACCAUUAGCUCCUGUUUGUAAAUCCUUAUGGACUACAAGCGUUGAAGCAUCCCUUGAAUAUUGUCGCAUUGUUUGGGACUUAUUUCCAACUGGAAAAUUGAUCAGAUACGUUGUGACAGACCGUGCAGCUUACGUGCUAAACUCAUGGAGUCCGCUUCAACAAAAUUUAACCCAUAUAAUGAAUGGAACUGCCAUUCUUGGUGUACCAACAAAAAAUCCAGAUCCAGGAGAAGAUUACUCAGUGAUACAUGGCCUGAGAGUAGCUAUUGAAACGCUCAAUGAAUGUUCAGAGAUUCAACAUGAAAAGAGAACUUCUUUGAAUGUAAAUACUAGUAAGCUUUUGAAUAGGGGUCGAGUGAUUUGUAUAACCAGUGCACGGGAUAAUAAUAAUAUGAAAAGUUUAGAAAAUAUAUUUUUAAAUGAAUUAACUCAAGAGAAUAAAACCGCUCUAGCUUCAGAUCAUUUGAUGCCAAUAGACUAUUGUCAUUUAGUUAUAUUAAAUAUCUGUCCUAAUAACAUUGAAUCUCAAGUCACAAGCCAAGGUCCACGAGAGGUUUCUCCACUUUUGACAGUGGAGGUGCAUUCGAUAAAGGCACCUGCAUUACAUUCAAAGUUAUCACAUCUUAUUUUAUCGCAUUAUGACUUAGCCAGUACGACUGUAACUGGAAUACCAAUGAAGGAAGAACAAAAUGCCAGCUCUUCGGCAAACUAUGAUGUUGAAAUAUUUCAUGCUUCUGCUGCUCAUUCUGCAAUCUUAAAAGGUAAUCCACAAGAUUCAGCAUUACUAAAAACAUUUAGAAGAUUCGAGGAAGGCUCAGAAUAUGAAACGGUGACUUUAAAAUGGUGUACACCUCGAGGCUGUAGCGCAUCAGAAAUGCAAAAUUGCACUGCAAUGCACAGGAUUACUCCUGUAGAUGUAAAUAGUAGACCAUCUUCUUGCCUAAUUAAUUUUCUUUUAAAUGGUAGAUCUGUAAUGUUAGAAAUGGCAAGAAAAAGCGGUGGUAAAACAAUAUCUCAUUUACUUGCUGCCCAUGGUGGUGAAAUUUUCAUCCAUACAUUAUCUACAGCAAGAAGCGUUCUUGAAGAUCCACCUUCUAUCAGCGAAGGUUGUGGUGGUCGUGUUACGGAUUAUAGAAUAACCGAUUUUGGAUCUCUUAUGAGAAACAAUAUGUUAGUGCCUUUAAAACGUAGUCCAAACAGUACUUUAGAAGGACCAGUGGAAAGAAUGAGACCAAGAUUAGAACGUCAUACAAAAUACUGGCCGAUUACAAUUUCUAGUACUCUCAUAUUCAACGUCAAACAAUUACUCGAUACUUUACCAGAAAUAAUGAUAAAAAGUGAAAUAACACAGGAAGAGGUUUUACAGUGCAAACAAAUAAUCUUUAGUGUACUUCAAUUUGAAACGAAACAUGAAACAUUUUCGAUGCCAAAUAUAGGCGGUGGAAGAGUUGGUAAAGGUGGUGCUCGUCGUGAAGAACACUAUCGUUUGUUAUGGAGUGAAUUGGAAAUGUUUCUCAAGCAUCAUGCAAAUAAUUCUGCUGCUCAUAUGGAAGUUUUAAAUUGUUUGCUGGAAGUAAAGAGCAAGGACGAUAAAGAUAAAGUUGAGUUGGAUCAAGCUUUACGCGAAUUGGAUGGUAGUUUUGGAAAGGAAGAUGGAACUGCACGAGCAAGUGUGAUCAGAGCAACAACAGAUUCACCUAUGUCACCACCAGCAAGUACAUCGAUAUCCCUUGGAAAACAACUUCACAAAGGGAAUCACCAUACACCUAAGACUUUGUUAGAUAUCUGGUUGCAACGAAGUACGCCGAAGGAAAAGAAACCAGAUUUUCAUGGUCGAAUUAAUAGUGACGGUUCUAAGGCUAAAUUAUAUCCUAACUUGAAAGAAAGUGGAAGAGAACCUAGAGAAACGAUAUUAGAAGGAUAAGGUAAAGGUAGGAAACGAAUAAUUAAAUAAUAACUAAUAAUAAGUGUCAAGUUAAUUAUACAUUUUAUGGUCUAUCGAUUAUUUUUAUUACGAACUAAUAAAUGUUUCAAUUGGUUUUUUAGUCAUCAAGUAGUAUUACUAAAAAUAAUCCAAACAUUUCACGGUAAUAACAAGAAAGCAUAUAAACAUAAAAAUACGCGUUACAAAAAUAUUUUAUAUCUAAUAUAAAUCAUGUGACUUUUUUUUAUUUUAACGAUAACGCAUUUAUAAAAGUAUGAAUUCUUUAUAUAAUGUUUAUAUAAUUAUUUGAAACGCAAAAUCAAAUUAAAACUUUAAACAAUUUUCGAUGCUUUCUAUUGUUCAUAAUGGUCAAUACAUAAAAAGAUAAUAAUUUAUCACGUUCAAGUAAACGCACUCGAGAGUAUGAAAGAAAAUAAAAUAAAGAAAUAUUUGAAUCGUAAAAUAAGUGAAAUUAAUGGAUGAUGUAUGAUAUCGAUGACUUAACUCUGAUAUAAAUAAACUUAAUUUCAAAUGGAAAGACAACAUGCAUGAAUUUAGUUCAUUGAAUUAGAAAAAAAGAAAAAAAAAGUACAAAAAGAAAGAAA